AUGAGCCAGCGCAAGCGACAAAAGUCGCCAGACGCGGCGGCGAUUGAUGAGGAAGAGAGACAGUAUGCUAUUGGAGGAACCACACUCGAAGAAUUGAACGAGAAGUACCCAAAUCGCCCACGCAAUCAUUCAAAGACGAUGCGCUUUUCGGAACUCUUCCAGAGCCUCUUCAAUCCUUUGAACGAGAACAAGAAGCAACCCGCCGGUCGCGGUCCACCUCGCAGUAAAAAGGGCCCUCACGGACCACACAAGCUAUCGCCGCAGGAACAGAGACGGCACCUCAUUGAGCGCUUUAUUUCCAGAUGGCGAAACGAGGUGGGAAACGACAUCUAUCCGGCUUUGCGACUCAUUUUGCCCGACAAGGACCGGGAUCGCGGCGUCUACGGCUUGAAGGAGAAUGCUAUUGGCAAACUCCUUGUCAAGCUCAUGAAGAUCGACAAGAACUCGGAAGACGGCCACAAUCUCCUUCACUGGAAGUUGCCGGGUCAGACUACUUUCUCUAGACUGGCUGGCGACUUUGCGGGCCGGUGUUUCGAGGUACUUUCCAAGCGACCGAUGCGGACGGAAGUCGGCGACAUGACGAUUGCCGAGGUCAAUGAGUUGUUGGAUAAACUUGCUGCAUCGACGGGAGAGCUGGAGAACCUGGAGGUCUUUGAAAUCUUCUACGAGCGCAUGAAUGCGGAGGAACUUAUGUGGUUGAUCCGCAUCGUGCUCAAGCAGAUGAAGGUCGGCGCGACCGAGCGGACUUUUCUCGAUCUGUGGCAUCCGGACGGCGAGGCCCUGUUUAGCGUGUCGUCGAGUCUGCGACGCGUUUGCUGGGAACUUUUUGAUCCCAGGAUCCGUCUGGAGCAGGAAGAUACGGGUGUCACUCUUAUGGAUUGCUUCCAGCCCCAACUGGCACAGUUCCAGAUGCCAUCCUCUUUCCAGAAGAUGGUCGAUUACCUCCGAACCACGGAGGAAGACCCCGAAUUCUGGAUCGAGGAAAAGUUGGACGGCGAGCGCAUGCAGAUGCACAUAGCCGAAGACCCGAGCGUUCCGGGAGGGCUUCGAUUCUGCUUCUGGUCUCGCAAGGCGAAAGAUUACACCUACCUCUACGGCAACGGAUUGAAAGAUGAGAAGGGAGCUCUGACUCGCCAUCUGGCAGAUGCUUUUUCCGAAGGUGUUCGCAACGUCAUUCUAGAUGGAGAGAUGAUUACUUGGGACCCGGAAGUCGACAAGAUCAUGCCGUUCGGCACCCUCAAAACAGCCGCUCUAGCCGAGCAGAACAACCCCUACAACAACACAGGGCCGCGACCGCUCUACCGCGUCUUCGACAUCCUCCUACUGAACGACCAGCCUCUGACCCAGUACACGCUGCGGGAUCGCCACCGUGCCCUAGAGAAGGCUGUAAAAGGUGUUCAUAGGAGACUGGAGAUCCACGAAUACGAGUCUGCGACAACACCCGACGCCAUCGAGCCGCUCCUCCGCAAAGUCGUCGCCGAGGCAUCGGAGGGCUUGGUACUCAAGAACCCGAGGUCGAUGUACAGACUCAACAGCCGCAAUGACGACUGGCUGAAAGUCAAGCCGGAGUACAUGUCCGAGUUCGGAGAGUCGCUGGAUUGUGUCGUUAUUGGCGGCUACUACGGCUCCGGACACAGAGGUGGGGCCAUCUCCAGUUUCUUGUGCGGCCUGCGUGUCAGCGAAAACCACAUCCAAGCCGGCGCAAACCCCGAGAAGUGUUUCAGCUUCUUCAAGGUCGGUGGUGGCUUUACAGCUGCCGACUAUGCGGAAAUCAGACAUCGGACGGACGGGAAAUGGACCACGUGGGACCCGAAGAAGCCUCCCGUGGAAUACGUCGAGCUCGCCGGCGGCGACCGUCAGUUCGAACGGCCGGAUGUCUGGAUCCGACCCAGCGACUCUGUCGUUGUUGAGGCCAAGGCCGCGAGCAUCGGCAACUCGGACCAGUUCUCCCUCGGCUUCACCCUGCGAUUCCCCCGCUUCCGCAAGCUGAGGACCGACAAGAACUGGGACGAGGGCCUCAGCGUGCAGGAGUUCCUGGACCUACGGCGGCGCGUGGAGGCAGAGGCCAAAGAAAAGACCAUGAGCGUCGAGAACCGCAAGCGCAAGUCUGUCAAGCGCGUCAAGCGCGAGGUCGUCAUCGCCGGAACGGAAAACAUGCCUGCACAGUUCCAGGCAGACAAGUCCAAGGUAUUCGAAGGUCUCGAGUUCUGCGUUCUGUCAGAGUCGUUGAAACCGUUCAAGAAGACAAAGGCGCAGCUCGAGACCCUUAUCAAGGAGAACGGCGGCCAGGUGUCUCAGCGGGCUGUCCCGCAGUCUGGUAUGAUUUUCUUGGCGGACAAGAACGUCGUCAAGGUCGCGAGUCUGGUCAAGGAGGGCCAAAAGGGCAGCGGCGUCGACAUCAUUAGGCCAAAGUGGAUUCAAGACUGUCUUGAACAGGCUGAUGAAUCUCUGCUGCUUCCCUACGAAGAGCGACACUUGCUACAUGCGACGGAAGCUCUCAAGACUGUUGCACUGCAGAACACGGAUAUGUACGGGGACAGCUACGCCCGCGACAUCAGUCUUGUCGAGCUGCGCGAAGUUCUCAAUACAAUGCCGAAGAAGGAGCCUGACACGGAGCCGUUCAACAAGACGCAAUUUCUCAACCAGCUCGAGGAACGUGGCCGCGGGGUGGGUCCGAUGAAGGGCUCCAUGUUCCAUCGUUGCGCCGUUCACUUGAUCAAUGUCGAAGAAGACGACGAGGACGAGAUCAAGAUGUUGAAGCUCAGGAACUAUCUGACCUUUGGCGGCGCACGCUUGAUCAGCGAUGCCGACGACUUGGAGACUACGCACAUGGUUAUGGUAGGAGAUGGCACCCGGCGGAAAGAUGUGGCCGCUGCUUUGCGGGGGGAAGUCAGUCGCAGGCGUAAGGUUCCACAUAUCGUGACUGCGGAAUGGGUCGAAGAUUGCUGGCGGGAGAAGACGUUGCUGGACGAGGAGAAGUAUACGCGAGUAUGA
Messenger RNA from Colletotrichum scovillei, 2994 nucleotides. RefSeq names its product DNA ligase I. Gene Ontology annotation, biological process: DNA recombination; double-strand break repair via nonhomologous end joining; DNA biosynthetic process. Gene Ontology annotation, cellular component: DNA ligase IV complex. The coding region runs from base 1 to 2994 and encodes 997 amino acids. NCBI's taxonomy places the organism in Eukaryota, Fungi, Ascomycota, Sordariomycetes, Glomerellales, Glomerellaceae. The record is from RefSeq and is a predicted model, not a curated record. Gene Ontology annotation, molecular function: DNA ligase (ATP) activity; ATP binding; DNA binding. The transcript is spliced from 2 exons.